AUGCUCCCUGCAAAGGCAUUCCCAGCACAACGAAGUGUGGAAGACGCUGACGUCGUCACUCUGAGGCUGAGGACAGUCCCAUCUCUCCUGCCUGCAACAAAGAAUUUUGUGAGAGAAACUGACAGUGGAGGUGACUUGAUCCCUGUCUCCCAUUUGAACGCCUCAGACAAGCUGCAGCUUCUCAGCUUAGUUACAAAGAGGAAGAAAUUCUGGUGCUGGCAGAAGCCCAAGUAUCACUUCUUGACAGUCACCCUGAGUGAUGUGCUUACUGAAGACAAGCCGAUAAAACCAGUAAUUGUGGAGUCUGACUUUGCAAAAUAUAUGGGGAGGUUUGAAGAUUUUGUUCAAGGAAGUAUUGAAACUUCAUUUGGAAGGAUCAGCCUGGGAGCUGGAGGGAAGGGCUACGUGGAAAACCAGUCCUCAUUUGGAAACCUGAGGAAGCAGGAGAUUGACUUGCAGCAGCUUAUGAAAGAUGUCAAGGACAGAACAAUAAAUCUAAACAGUAGUUUACUGCAACAAGUAAUAGAAAGAAAACGUGAAGUGCUGUGCAUCUUGAGAGAAAAGAUAAUAACAACUCAGAAGUGUACAAUAUCUGAACAUAUCCAGACAGAAGAAAAGAUCAGUGGUGUGGUGGGAUGCAGUACAAAAAUAGUAAAGGUUUCAGUGAGUGAAAAUGGAAGUAUGAUGAAGGAUUCUAGUGUGAUCCUUGAAAUUCCUCCUGCAACCACCAUUGCCUAUGGUGUAAUCGAACUGUUUAUAAAGCACAGCGGCCAGUUCGAAUUCUGUCUGCUAGAUGAACAGCAAGGAGGUUUUGAAAAAGAAAGCACAGAAGGCUCAACUUAUCCCCAUUCAGCACUGUUCAGAGAUGCUUUGUUUCUCUAUCAGCCAGAUGCUGUUGAUAAUGAGAUGUACUCUGGGGCUAAAAACCUCAUUCCCAGUGAUGCUUCUUUAAGUGUAUUGAAACAAGAACUGUCACGGUUGAAGACUCAGUUCCAGCCCUUUGUGAAGCUGCCGGAAGACAAGCAAAGAGUUUUAUAUAAAACCCUUUGUGAACUCUUGCUCCGUGAAGAAAUGGUAACUGCCCUGGAGGACGUGUUAGAUGAUAUCUGCACAGGAGACAAGCCAGAUCUGAAGGAGUUAGAACCUGCACAACAGCGAGACCUCAUUGACUUCUUGCGGCUCUUAGGGUGCAGUUUACAGAGUGAGCUGUCGUUACAGGAAUAUCAGCCUCAGGAUGAAGAACUCUUCUCAGCUGCUCACCUCCUCAUCAGUGCUAUCUCUGAGCUGUCUGAUUACACUCUUGUCCUGCUGCGUGCCUGCUGUGAUCUUCAGGUUGUUCCGGCAUUGUGUUGUUUGCCUAACAUCGCUUCAGCCGAUGGCAGCUUGGCGCCAAGCAAUCCUUUGGUGGCUACUCUCACUGACAGAGGAAGAUUUGAUGUCGUGCAAAGGCUGUUUGCUUCAUCAAACAUUAAUUUGGAAAUGACAGAGUCUUCUGUAAAAGCUGUAACUAUGAAAGAACCUAGAUUCUUCCCGCUUGUUCUUUAUGUUGCCUUGUAUGGACUUUAUGCUUUAGGUGGGAAUGUAUAG
Egretta garzetta (little egret) is the source of this 1587-nucleotide messenger RNA. RefSeq names its product gasdermin E (gene GSDME). Bases 1 to 1587 code for a protein of 528 amino acids. Gene Ontology annotation, biological process: programmed cell death. Lineage: Eukaryota; Metazoa; Chordata; Aves; Pelecaniformes; Ardeidae. Gene Ontology annotation, cellular component: cytoplasm. The transcript has 10 exons. The record is from RefSeq and is a predicted model, not a curated record.